AAAGAAUGUGCGAUCUUCGGCGGGCGGUGAUUGAGUUGACGAUAUGGAGCGAAGAGAAAAGAAGGAAUUGAAACUGUGUACAGAGGGUAUGAAGGUAUGGGUUUCUAGACUUAAUUUUUUUUCUUCUUUAAUAUUCUGUAAGUCGGUACGGCACGAUCACGUGUGUAUUUACUCAACGACAGAUUUCUCAGUGUGCCGAUCCUUCGGGCUAGGUAGCUCAGCUUGCUUCGCUCACCGGCUAGCGUGACGGAUUCCCAUUUACUAAGCAGACGACCCGAGACAUUGAUACUUCUCUACAUCUCCCGCGCCUUUUCUUUUCAUAGCCCUUCCUCCUCAUACAUCACGUCAUUUUCUCCGACCGAUAUGAACAUGUCCGUCCAUCUUAUGCAGGACUUAAGAGGUUCAGUCUUGCUCGGACUGGUUGUUACCAUAUGACGUCAUAAACCUGAUCUCUGAGGACAAACUUUGGACAUUGUUUCUCUUUUUAACUUUUUUUUUCUGGGCGGUCGAGGAUUUGGUGGAUAAGAAGAACAAGAGGAUUGCUGAGAAGUGUAUACGUUUGUGUGAAAUGGAUCGUUGAAGAAUCUGUGCCGAGGCUUGAUUGCUAUUUUAUCAAUUGGGCAUUGCUGAGCCAUGCGGCCUAACUUGGUGUGGUUAUUCCAUAUCAUACUGCUGGUUGAGUUCUCACACCAACCCAAGCUUUUGGCCCUUUCGUCGGUGGUAGCACUCGGAGCCAACGUAAUCUGCAAUCGCAUCCCCGGUUUGGCUCCACGGCAGCGGGCCAUCUGCCAGAGGAGGCCAGAUGCCAUAGUGGCCAUUGGAGAAGGAGCACAGAAGGCCGUGCAAGAGUGUCGAUUCCAGUUCCGCAACGGAAGGUGGAACUGUACCCUGCCAAAGUAUGAAGAGACCAUCUUUGCACAAGAUAUGCCUGCUGGUAAGGCAACACGACGAGGUAAUCGCGAGGCGGCCUUCCGUAAAGCCAUCACCUCAGCCGGCAUCACACACGCAAUUACCGAGGCAUGUAUGCAAGGAAAUCUCACCAACUGCAGCUGUGAUCGAAGCAAGGAGACCGGGGUCACCGACGAGGGUUGGCGAUGGGGAGGCUGUAGUGCUGACGUCGAGUACGGUCUCAGGUUUUCAAGGCUUUUCGUCGACUCGGGAGAAGUGGCAAACAAUGCCAAGACGCUCAUGAACCUUCACAAUAAUGAAGUUGGCAGAAAGGUAGUAGAGGAUCACGUAGGAAUGGAAUGCAAAUGCCACGGUGUUUCAGGGUCGUGUACAACCAAGACGUGCUGGACAAUGCUUCCCAAUUUCCGAUCAGUGGGAGAUAUUCUGAAAGAGAAAUACGAAAGAACUCUCCAGGUGGAGCCCGUAAAAGCUAAACGAACAAGGAGACCGACGUUUCUCAAAGUCAAAGACUCCGAGAAUUACAGAAAACCACGCUUGUCUCAUUUAGUAUUUUUGCACCGGUCGCCGAACUAUUGUGAGUUCGACGAGAACAAUGGUUCGAUGGGAACGGUGGGACGGAGGUGCAACCGGACUUCGACAUCGACAGACAGUUGUGAUCUCAUGUGUUGCGGUAGAGGCUACAACACACAUCAGUACACCAAAACAUGGCAGUGCAACUGUAAAUUUUAUUGGUGCUGCUACGUCAGAUGCAAUCAAUGUAGCGAACAGACUGAAGAAUACACGUGUAAAUGACACGGACUUUGUGUAAGGACAAUCACCAUAAACAGCAAUAGGAUGCCCAGGAUGGGUUUAUAUUGAUUGUGAAUUAAUACAAUCUGAAAAUGUUAAUGGUUUAAUGUGACGAAAAAGUUAUGCAGGGCAUUUGAAUGUCGACGAUCAAAUCGACGACUGAAGUUAAAGGACUGAGUGAUGACUUGUUUUCAAAUCAGAAAACUCCUAAAAGGAGAAGAAAAAAGGCCAUGUCGAAAGUUUUAACAAAAUAGACACAUUUGUCUGCAUAAUCAUGCUAUUUUCUCUAUCCUCUUAGCGUGGCGGGACUUGAUACUUGUCGUGCUUAUUCGUUCUUUGCCUGUAAACUCUAACACGUUUAGUACCAACGGUUUGCAAAGAUCAAACAAUAUUGCGUCAUAAUAUCCUCACUAUAUAUCUUGUGUAAUCAAAUGCGUGCAUACUGAGUGGGAUGGUGCCAAGUAGAUAUUACUUGUCUCUCUGACCUCCCAUCGAACCAACCAUUUAGAUCACAGUCAUCUCUACCAUUCUAUCAAAUCCAACUUCCGUUUACUUUUGUUUCGUUUGUACAAUUACAUAUACUAGUAUCAUCUCCAAAUCACUUUGUCAUCGAAGAUAUUGCUUCAAUUUGGGGGUAAUUAUAAUGAUAGCAAGUGAUGUGAUAAUUUCCUAUCCAAUAGGUGCGAUAAAUUCAGCCUGAGAACAAUCACAAAUUCUUAAUUUCGAUAGCAUCAUUUUUUUAUGAUCGUUAAUAGUAUAUCUAUUUUGUUUAUUUAUAGUAAAAUAAACUUAUAAUGCCUCUCGCACGGAGAAGUGCCCAACAUUAUAGUUGACAUCUUGGAGAUGCCAGUUGCCUGACAUUUUAGCGGAUAUUUUUGUUAGGCCUAUUAUCAGAAACAAUUUGUAUUUUGCAAAUUUUACGUUUUUGACUAUGUAAGACAUGAUAAAGCAUAAUCGAUUUGAUGACAUUUCAACUUGAAAUAAAACGCCUCUUCUAAUAUGAUGUCACAAUGUUUUAAACUUUGCAAGCUUGCAGAAUAUGUAUCUAAAACGAAACUACACUAACAGAGUUAACUCGGACACAAUCUCUUUCACAACAAAUUUCAAAUUUGUUUAAAAAAAAUAAAACCUAUAGUCAAUGAAUUCAUAUUGGUUGUGAUUUUUUAUAUCAGUACUUGAAAUUGUUUUAUUAUGGAUACAGCGCUCUCUUUUUUGUGACUAUUGUGACCUUUUCCUUCCCCGAAAUUCUUUCAUUUUCCAUCCCAUAAGUGUUUUCUUUUCUUUUUUUAUUCAAAUUUUUCAGAAAUAAAAAGGUCUAGACUGUCUAGAUAUCGUAAUCGAAAUUCGGAAAUGGUAAUCUCAAAUAUGAAUUAUCAUAGCCGUGAAAAGAAUGUUAUAUAAAAGCGCUCCUUUGCAUAGUGAUUUAAAUGCAUUCAAACUAUUGAUAGGAUUAAUAUCUCGGUGUUAGGCUUUUAAUAAUUUCAUAUUUCAGUAGGCUGCAUGAGUUCCAGUAAAAAAAAAUAAUGAAUACCCCCUUCUCCGUGUAUGUUACAAGUCACUGUUCAAGGAAUUUACUAUAGUUUUCAUAAGACAUGCAUUAUAAUCACAAUACCUGAUAUAGAUAGGC
Messenger RNA from Lytechinus variegatus (green sea urchin), 3325 nucleotides. Its product is annotated as protein Wnt-7b-like. The record is from RefSeq and is a predicted model, not a curated record. Bases 634 to 1701 code for a protein of 355 amino acids. Gene Ontology annotation, cellular component: extracellular region. NCBI's taxonomy places the organism in Eukaryota, Metazoa, Echinodermata, Echinoidea, Temnopleuroida, Toxopneustidae. Gene Ontology annotation, molecular function: cytokine activity; frizzled binding. The transcript has 4 exons. Gene Ontology annotation, biological process: cell fate commitment; canonical Wnt signaling pathway; positive regulation of JNK cascade.